Messenger RNA from Diospyros lotus (date-plum), 1706 nucleotides. Its product is annotated as sugar transport protein 8-like. NCBI's taxonomy places the organism in Eukaryota, Viridiplantae, Streptophyta, Magnoliopsida, Ericales, Ebenaceae. Gene Ontology annotation, biological process: monosaccharide transmembrane transport. The transcript has 4 exons. Gene Ontology annotation, cellular component: membrane. Gene Ontology annotation, molecular function: monosaccharide transmembrane transporter activity. The record is from RefSeq and is a predicted model, not a curated record. Bases 30 to 1547 code for a protein of 505 amino acids.
AUUGAAUUCUACGUCUUGUAAAAGUAAAGAUGGUGAGUACACAUACAACAUUCAACUCAAAAGUAACUAUUUAUGUGGUUUCAUGCUGGAUUUUUGCUGCCUUUGGAGGCCUAAUGUUUGGUUAUGACAUUGGCGUUUCUGGCGGUGUCACUUCCAUGGAUGACUUCUUGAUCAAAUUCUUCCCACGAGUUCAUGAAAGGAAGCUUCAUGCCAAGGAGGACAACUACUGCAAAUACGAUGAUCAGCUGCUCCAGCUCUUCACUUCUUCCUUGUAUCUUGCUGCUCUUGUCGCAAGCUUCGGCGCCUCAAAAGCGUGUAGCGCGCUUGGUCGAAAGCCCACAAUUCUGAUUGCAUCGACAUUCUUCCUGGCAGGGGCUGCCCUGAGUGCUGCAGCCGAACAUCAUUGGAUUCUGAUCAUUGGCAGGAUUCUCUUUGGCAUAGGAGUAGGAUUUGGCAAUGAGGCAGUUCCAUUGUUCUUAACAGAGGUUGCGCCGGUCCAGCACAGGGGGGCUGUCAACAUUCUCUUCCAGCUCUUUGUAACGAUGGGAAUCCUGUUCGCCAAUCUCGUGAACUAUGGCGUGUCAACCCUGCAUCCUAAUGGAUGGAGGGUAGCUUUGGGCGUGGCGGGCACUCCUGCUCUAGUCCUAUUUAUCGGUUCACUGGUCAUCACUGAGACACCGGCGAGCCUGGUUGAGCGAGGAAAAGAAACCCAAGGCAAAGAAGCGCUCAAGAAGAUCAGGGGUCUGGAUGAUGUAGAUGCUGAAUAUGAGCAAAUCAAAGAGGCCUGCGAGCGGGCCAAACUAGUCAAGGAUCCAUUCAAGAAGCUCACAAAGCUAUCGAGCAUGCCCCCGCUGAUCAUUGGCAUUUCAAUGCAAGUCUUCCAGCAGUUCACAGGGAUUAAUGCCAUCAUGUUCUAUGCACCGGUCCUGUUCCAAACUCUCGGGUUCAAGAACGAUGCUUCGCUCUUGUCAGCCGUCAUUACUGGAAGCGUGAAUGUUUUGGCCACUUUCGUCUCCAUCUACGCUGUUGACAAGGUCGGGAGGAGGAAGCUGCUUAUCCAAGCUUGCGCCCAGAUGCUCAUCAGCCAGGUGGCCAUCGCCGGGAUUCUGCUAGUCCACUUGAAGACGACAGGGACUCUGACACGGGGCUUGGCAGCCGUGGUGGUGCUGCUGGUGUGCCUAUUCGUGAUGAGCUUCGCGUGGUCGUGGGGGCCUCUCGGGUGGCUGAUACCCAGUGAGACAUUCCCUCUCGAGACGCGAACUGCAGGCUUCGCCUUCGCUGUCAGCGCCAACAUGCUCUUCACUUUCAUCAUCGCUCAGGCCUUCUUGUCAAUGCUGUGCCAUAUGAAAGCCGCCAUAUUUCUCUUCUUCUCGGCCUGGAUUGUGCUCAUGGGGCUCUUCGUGGUUUUCCUAUUGCCAGAGACGAAGGGCGUGCCCAUUGACUCCAUUACUGAGACUGUGUGGAAGAAGCAUCCAGUUUGGAAGAAGUUCAUGAAUGAGAAGAAGGGCCACCAAGCAUUGGAUCAGUGGCCUAAAUUAAUAUUAUAGACAUAUAAUAGGAUUGAUUCAAUUCUUUAGAUUGAUUCCCUUCAUGAGCAGUGAGAUAUUCAGCAGGCAUUCAACAUCGGAUUAAGGAUCUGUUUUAUUGCUGUUGCAUGUUGAACUUUGCAAGGGAAUUAAGAAGAAAAGAUAAAAGGGUUCAGUUUU